AUGUCAUCAACUCUGAUAAGAGAGUCACUAUCUCAAGCAAACCUCUUUACGCCAGGAAACUUCGUUGGAAGCCAAACGAGUAUUCUAGGUUCAUCGAACAACGAAAUGAGUAUCACUCUAUCUUAUAUAGGCAAUGAUCCUAUUCAGAGCUUCACGCAAAAAAACAUCAUCUGCAAAAUUAAAUCUUGGGACUCCAGAGUGUUAUUGCAAUGCUCGCCUCUUGACGGCUUCGAUUGUACAGGUAGGUUUUGGAGAUUAACAGUGAAUGUCCAUUAUAAUACCACCAAGGGGAUCGAGAAAACUUCACAUGAGGAAGAUAUGACUUUCCAUUCAAGACUUAGAUGUUUUCCUCUGGCUAAGCUGAAUUCCGUUGAUGAAACAAGGGUAGAAGUCCAGCUUUCCAAUAUCAGGACUAUAGGAAUACGAAACUUUCCCCAGAGAGACUUUGAAAAUCCUGAUCCAACGGCAGAUCUCACAAUAAGUCACAAAAAUAAAAACUUAUACUGUCACAGCCAGGUGUUGAGUUUGAGCUCCAACGUAAUCAGCGAGAUGAUAACAAGCAAGUACGAGCUUCCUUUCUCUGGUCUUACUCAGUGUUCAUUUCAGGAAACCCCCGUUGAAGAUUGA
Auanema sp. JU1783 is the source of this 627-nucleotide messenger RNA. The record is from the annotation of a GenBank genome assembly. Lineage: Eukaryota; Metazoa; Nematoda; Chromadorea; Rhabditida; Rhabditidae.